AUGGUUUGGCUCGGAGCAUGCUCAAAAGGUAUGACAACAUUGGUGAUCUUGGAUAAAGGUUCGGUUGAUCAUGUAAAAUAUAUCGAACGAGUUCUUCCUGUGGCUAAGAAAUGUGGUGACGAGAUGAUGGGUAAUGAUUGGAUAUUUCAGCAGGACAAUGCACCGGCCCAUAAAGAUAGUGAAACUCAACAAUGGUGUCGCGAUAAUUUACCAUCAUUUAUUCCACGCGAGCCUUACGCAAGUAUUAGUGCAGAAUCGUACUUCGGUUUCGAAAAAGUACAAUUGCGAAUGGAGACAGUACAUGAGAAUGAAACACUGUCUCCUUCAUCAAACAGACGUAUAUGUCUAGCAUUACUAGCUGUGGGCUGUUUGAGCCUGCUCGGUUUAAUAUUUGCAGGCGUAAUCGUGAUCGCCCUAAUUCCUGUGUAUUUACCAAGGCAUGAGAUCAAUGGCAUUCAACGAGAAAGUAGUAUUAUUCAAAUAACUUACAAUCUGCCCUUAUCAUUGAUUGUUAGUGGGCAAGUACCACGAUCAAACUAUGGAGUGUUGGAAAGCAUAGUAAGAAGUAGACUUAAUAAAUUAGAGUAUAAUAACCUCGUUCUACUAUCAGCUGCAACAACAGUUAGUUAA
Messenger RNA from Didymodactylos carnosus, 630 nucleotides. Lineage: Eukaryota; Metazoa; Rotifera; Eurotatoria; Philodinida; Philodinidae. The record is from the annotation of a GenBank genome assembly.